This is a messenger RNA of Juglans regia (Persian walnut), 1588 nucleotides long. Its product is annotated as triacylglycerol lipase 2-like. Gene Ontology annotation, biological process: lipid metabolic process. NCBI's taxonomy places the organism in Eukaryota, Viridiplantae, Streptophyta, Magnoliopsida, Fagales, Juglandaceae. The record is from RefSeq and is a predicted model, not a curated record. The coding region runs from base 110 to 1381 and encodes 423 amino acids. Gene Ontology annotation, molecular function: hydrolase activity, acting on ester bonds. The transcript is spliced from 9 exons.
CACACUACUCCUUGGUGCUCUCUCUUUUCUAUUAUAUAUUAAGGGAAGCUUCAUCCUUAAACUCUCCCCGAGUCUCCCACCCAAAACCAUCCAAGACACAAUAUAUUAUAUGGCUUUGGUCCGAGGCUUUUUGGGUUUGGCUGCUGCCUGCAGGGACUUCUGUGUCCUAGUAGUAUUUGUCUUGGUAGUUCAUCCUCAUCGAGCAGACGGCUUUAGUCGUGGGUUCUUUGCCCCAAGCAAAGGUGUUGUCAUCCCACCAGUGGCUGGUAUAUGCGCAGCUUCGGUGAUUGUACAUGGCUACAAAUGCCAGGAGCAUGAAGUGACAACCCAAGAUGGAUAUAUACUCAGCCUGCAAAGAAUCCCAGAAGGUCGUGUAGUUAGAAAUGACGCCGGGAAUAAGCGGCAGCCAGUCUUAAUCCAGCAUGGUGUUCUUGUGGAUGGAAUGACAUGGUUUCUUAACCCUCCGGAACAAAAUCUGCCCAUGAUUUUGGCUGAUAAUGGUUUCGACGUGUGGAUUGCUAACACCAGAGGGACCAGAUUUAGCCGACGACAUACCGCCCUGGACUCUAGCAUACCGGAUUUCUGGGAUUGGUCGUGGGAUGAAUUGGUAUCCUUCGAUAUACCAGCAAUUUUUGACUUUGUGUAUGGUCAAACGGGGCAGAAGAUUGAUUACGUGGGUCAUUCCCUGGGGACUUUAAUUGCUUUGGCAUCCUUCUCAGAAGGUAAACUGGUGAACCAGAUGAAAUCGGCAGCCUUGUUGAGUCCCAUUGCUUAUUUGAGCCACAUGAACACUGCACUUGGCGUUGUUGCUGCCAGAGCUUUUGUUAAUGGCGAGAUCACCACGAUAUUGGGUCUUGCAGAGUUUAAUCCAAAAGGGGAACCUGUAGGUAACUUUCUCAAGUCUCUAUGUGCAUAUCCGGGGGUUGACUGCUAUGACUUGUUAAGCGCUCUUACUGGCAAAAACUGCUGUCUUAAUGCCUCCACCAUUGAUCUCUUCCUGAUGAAUGAACCCCAGUCGACAUCAACCAAGAACAUGAUACACCUUGCUCAAACUGCUCGAGAUGGUAUUUUGGCAAAAUACAACUAUGGCAGGCCUGACUAUAAUGUGAUGCACUAUGGGAUAGCCACACCACCUAUUUAUAACCUCUCUAACAUUCCCCAUGACCUUCCUCUGUUCGUUAGCUAUGGUGGCCAAGAUGCUCUCUCUGACGUUGGAGAUGUCAUGCUUUUACUUGAUAGUUUUAAGUUCCACGAUGUAGACAAGCUCUCAGUUCAGUUCAUCAAGGAUUAUGCCCAUGCAGAUUUCAUCAUGGGGGUAAAUGCCAAGGAUAUAGUGUACAAUCAAGUAGUCGCUUUUUUCAAGCGUCAAUACUCUGCAUGAUCCAUCAUGAAGGCCUUGGUUCCGUGAUCAGAAGUAAUUUUCAUUCCUUACAUAAUAAAAUCAUUAUAAAGUAAUGUGGAAGCCGUUAUGUAUAUGUGCUAAUUCAGGGGCACGCUAAGCUGUAGUCUGGAGUACUUAAACUGACAAUUUUGAGCAUUUUAAAUGCUUGGCUAAAAUUAGAAAAUAAGAUGGAGUGGCUUUGAAUGA